AAAGACUUAUACAUUACUUUUAAAAAAUGGGCAGAAAUGUAUUUUUCUAUACAUUAUACACUUUUCCCAAUUAAAAAUCUGUGGGAAAAGAAGUUGCCAAUGAACCAGCUCCCAAGUUCAGAGGCUGUUUAGAAAUGAGCAGUGACAAAGUUUCUGCCAAAAUUUAUGUAUACAAGUAGCGCGCACAUCUUUCUGUGCUCUUCUAUAUAAGGUAGUAACGUGAGUGAAUUAAUUGUGCUCCACAGCAAAGGCAUAAAGCUGGAUGAGAAUCUUGUUUCACUGCUAGAAAUUACAAGUUCCAAAACCUUUAGAUUGUAUCUUUUUUCCUCAAAAGGGGAAAACAGCCCAGGCUUAAUGCCAAAUAAAAUCAUCUUACACUAAAGUAAGAGUUUACUACCUUUCCCCCAAGUAUCGAAGGUAACACAUAAGAAUGUAACUUGAAUAAGGGUCAUGAACUGGUUGGACACAAUUAACCGAGUGGUUUUAUGAAUUACAAUGAAUGCAGCUAUGUUCUAGUAAUGACAGUGUCAAAGAGGAAAUGACCUCUCGGGCAGGCGUCCAGCUGCACAACACAUUCGGUUCACUGCUUCCAAGAGCCAGUGCUGGAGACAAUGGGAGGAGGAGGACGUCAGGAGAAGGAGUCCAACUGAACAGACACAAGGACGGCACGCUUAGGAAACUCACUCGCAGAUAAGAGCUUCUAGAAAAGACUAAAAAUGUGGAUAUCUUACUGGCAAACAUGGACAGAUGCAUGUGCAUCCCCAUCUUGGAGAACCUGAAUCUUUAAAAAGGAAUAUAAGUCAAUCUUGGCUUUGAAUGUCUGGCAUGGGUACAAUGCCUCGCAAAAGCAGAUGACUAGCUUAGCUACUGACCAUGCUGACCACUGUCUGGUACUGGACUGAAUCACAGAACAGCGAACGGCUUGCUCUUAUAAAAUGUCUGAACAAAGCCCAACUCCUGGGCACAUUUUACAGAAUAUAUGUGAUCACUUGAUCUUGUCUAACCAUUCUGGACUAAAGACAGAAUCAGUAGCAAAGGAAAUGAAGCUGGCUGCCGAGGAGCAGGGGAAUAAAGUGCAGUGGGCAGCUCUGCUGAUACUCCUGGUGAUAAUACCCACCAUCGGUGGGAACAUCCUUGUUAUUCUGGCUGUGUCACUGGAGAAAAGGCUGCAGCAUGCUACCAACUACUUUCUAAUGUCCUUGGCGGUGGCUGAUUUGCUGGUUGGAGUGUUUGUGAUGCCGAUUGCCCUCUUGACAAUCAUGUUUGAGGCUAUAUGGCCCCUCCCACUGGUCCUGUGUCCUGCUUGGUUAUUCCUUGAUGUUCUCUUUUCAACUGCCUCCAUCAUGCAUCUCUGUGCUAUUUCAGUGGAUCGAUACAUAGCCAUCAAAAAGCCAAUCCAGGCCAAUCAGUGCAAUUCCCGGGCUACUACAUUCAUCAAGAUUACAGUGGUAUGGUUAAUUUCAAUAGGCAUCGCCAUCCCAGUUCCUAUUAAAGGCAUAGAGAAUGAUGCGACUAACCCAGACAACAUCACCUGUGAGCUGAAGAAGGAACGUUUUGGCAAUUUCAUGCUCUUUGGCUCACUGGCUGCUUUCUUUGCACCUCUUGCGAUCAUGAUCGUCACCUACUUUCUCACUAUUCACGCCUUACGAAAGAAAGCUUACUUGGUCAAAAACAAGCCACCUCAACGCCUAACAUUGUGGACUGUGUCCACAGUAUUCCAAAGAGAAGAAUCAUCCUUUUCAUCGCCUGAAAAAGUUGCAAUGCUGGACAGUGCUCACAAGGAUAAAACUCUACCUAACUCAAGUGAUGAAACUCUUAUGCGAAGAAUGUCCUCAGUUGGAAAAAAAUCAGCCCAAACCAUUUCUAAUGAACAGAGAGCCUCAAAAGUCCUUGGAAUUGUAUUUUUCCUCUUUCUGCUUAUGUGGUGCCCCUUUUUUAUUACAAAUGUAACAUUAGCUUUGUGUAAUUCCUGCAACCAGACUACUCUUGAAAUGCUCCUGGAGGUAUUUGUGUGGAUAGGCUACAUUUCCUCAGGGGUGAAUCCUUUGAUCUACACCCUCUUCAAUAAGACAUUUCGGAAAGCAUUUUGCAGGUACAUCACCUGCAAUUACCAGGCCACAAAGUCAGUAAAAGCACUUAGAAAAUGUUCCAGUACAAUCUACUUUGGGAAUUCAAUGGUAGAAAACUCUAAAUUUUUCACAAAACAUGGAAUUCGAAAUGGGAUCAAUCCUGCCCUGUACCAGAGCCCAAUGAGGCUCCGAAGUUCAACCAUACAGUCUUCAUCAAUCAUUCUCCUAGAUACACUUCUCCUCACUGAAAAUGACGGUGACAAGACUGAAGAGCAAGUCAGCUAUAUGUAGCAGAACGGACAAUCAUCAGCUUAUUCGAGUUAAGGCGGAUGGGCAGGAUGCAAGUGCACCAAGACAAUGCACAGAAUAAAACAUCAUCUCCUGAAAGUGGGAGUUAAUACUAAGGUUGUCCAAUUUCCUUAUCUAAACAAAGUCAAAACGUGGACAGAGAGUUUUGUAUGGCUAUGAACAAAAACAAUCCCUACCCUGGUUUUCAAAUGAAAUAAAAUUAUAGAAGUCAGUAAAUUUCAGUCUUUAAAACAACGAUUACAGAGCUAGGGAGACGGUGCGGUGCUCCCCAGGCAAGACUGAGGACCUGAUCUGGGCCGCACCCACAUAACAGCUGGGCACAGCGCUGCCCGCUGCGGUCCUACUGCUGGCGAGGCAGACAGGAGGUUCCUGAACUUGCUGAACCAGGAGCUCCAGAUUCAGUGAGACUCCCCGCAAAAAACCCACAAAAAUCUGAUACAUAGUGGAUCCUCCACCCCCAAAACAUACAUGUAAAACCCUAAAACCAAAACAAACAACCACAACAAAAAACCUUCUGAUCAUAUUUGGAGGUAAAGUGAAGAGUGGCUGUAAUGGUGACAUAGUACACUCAGGAAACUAUCUUGACAGAAGAAAUGGAGAGGACAGUAGUUAGACGUCGGGCAAUGUAACAGACCUUAGAAGCAGACUGUUAACAGGCAUUUAAUCAGCAGAGGCAGGUCCACUGGAAGAGGAGGAUGAGAAAGCAAACGAAAUUGCCCUUAGGUACUUGAACCAGACUAUGUUCCUCAAAGGUUUGAAUCAACAUGCUGAAACAGGGACUAUGGAACUCCAAUCCAGAGACCUAAGUGUAAGGGAGUAAUCUCAUAAACUGAGGUCACACCUGCCCGUGCUCACCCAACAACGUGGCUGAACUUCUAGCACAAUUCUCCCUUACUGUUUGUUACCUCACCUUGCACUGUUUAGGCCAGAAAUGAGCACAACCUCCACUGGACAGCUGACUGAAUUCAGAAAUGAUAUUUAGUUUAACUGCACCUCAGUUUUUGCAUCUACAUUCUGUGCCAUUCUUAACAGGGAUCAGUGAAUGGUAGUCAGUUCCAUUGAUGGCUGGUGUAUUCAUUCAACGCUACUCACACAAAUGGUAAACAAAUUCAGGCUGGAGGAGGUGGCAAUGAUGAGCUCGUAUCUUAGCUUUGCCAUCUAAAGCUGAGCUGUACUUCCUCUAGUGUAAGAGCACCUAGAACAAUGGCACAGACCCCAACAUGUGCAUGCAUGGGCUCUGCACCAUCUGCUAGGCAAAGUAGACCUCAAAUUUUAAUUAAUUUAUCAUUAAAACAUUAGGCACUUUCCCCUAGUGGUCUUAAUACUUUAACAGCAUACAGAUGUGUUAGUUCAGUUAAAACAAAACAACAAAAUAAUUUAUACUUCUCCACCCCUAAAAAAUAAUAAAACAAACAAAAGCCAGACACAGACAAAAAUCAUUGUUUUGGUUUGAGGAUAUAAUCUGAUGAGUCUGCCAUAUGUUAAAAUUUAUAUUCUUGUCAUAGUAAACAGAUUAUUUCCCUCCCCUUCCUGAUGCUAUAGAUUAAACCCAGGGACUCAUGAAUGCUAAGACAAGUGUCUUACUGCCAAGCCACUCCCCCAACCCUAAGGCGGCUGCUGUCAGGCACUGUACUGAUAAUAGUCUAAGCGCUACACUGUAUGCACCUGGAAGCACACACAGUUGUUUCAGGAACUCUAAACACAUAGCUACCAGCAAUACUACCAAAGCGCUGCCCAACAUGCUCUAUACUGUUUGUAGACUUCCAUUACCACACACCUACAAAAAUAAUAACAAAAUCUAUAAACUAGCUUCCAAUAUUACUUUAAAUUAUUUGUGAAAAGGGACAACAUUUUCUCAAAAUUUUACCACUGGUAUUUAAUUGUAAUUUCUACUUUAUGAAUACUUUAAAGAAAUCUGUAAUUUGAUGGGGCUAGAGAGAUUACUCAGUGGUUAAGAGUACUGGCUGUUCUUCUAGGUUUGAUUCCCAGCACUCACAUGGUGGCUCACAACUGUAACUCCAGUUCCAAAGAAUCUGAUGGUGGUAUGAAAGUGAUACACAGAUAUACAUGCAGGCAAAACACCCACAUACAUUAAGGGGAAAAAAAAGGGGGUGUGAGUGUCUCUGUAUAUGUAGCCAAGGUUAGCCUUAAACUUAUGAUCUUUCUGAGGGUGCGAUUAUGGUGAUGUACUACCAUGAUGCCUGUCAAUUUUUUAAAACCUGUUUCAUUUGUUUGUUUGUUUUGUCUUCUGACACAGUGCUGGGGAUCAAACUCAGGGUCUUGCAGAUAGCAGAAAAUUGCUCUACCACUAAGCUACAACUCCAGUCCUAUUUUUAUCACUGAUCAUAAUCAUUAUAAACAAAUAAUGGUUUCCAAAUCUGGAGGAAGACUGAAAAUAGCACACCUGCACAGUCUAUCUUGUGAAUAAAGAGAAUAAUACAGAUGAGAAUUUUACACAAAGAUAAUUUCAUUUCUGUUGAGAAAGAACAAAUAAAUGCUUUUGAUAUUUAUGUCCAAUAAGCAUAACUAAAAAAUUUUCUAAAAAAUCAAGACUGAAUAAAUUCUUUAGUUGUAGUAUAAGCUAAAUGACUGCAGGGUCAUUUUAAGAGACCAGAGAUGAUGGUAACACCUGUAAUCCUAGCACUUGGGAGGCUGAGGCAGGAUGAUUGUGAGUUAGAAGGCAGCCUGGGCUACAUAGUCAUAGUGAAUAGAAGCCGACCUGGAGCAAGAACCUGGCUCAAAAACCAAACCCUGACUCUACCAGAGGAAGAGAGAAGGCUGAGCCGUUAAGAACAUUUGCUGCUUUUGCAGAGGAAGGACUUGGUCACUCCCAGCACCCCCACCAGUGGCUCACAACUGCCUUGAACCAGUUCCAGGAGAUCUGACACCCAUUUCUGGCCUCUGUUGACACUGUACACAUGUGAUGCACAUACAUAUAUGUAGGUAAAAUACUUGUACACAUAAAAAAAAAGACAUGAAGCACAUGCUUGAAGGUAAAUGAUGUCACAUGAGAAAACAUGUAAGAAUUUUAGACAACAGGACAGACACUCCUCAAAUAUUAACUGCAACAAGGAAUCUGAGAACAAUAUUUUGUUAGAGCCUCUUCAAACAAGACAGAGCUCUGACAAAAGCAUGGGGAGAGAAAGCUAGAUUUGUCCUGAGACCGUCUGGAAUCUAAGGCUCAUCAUUUAGCUCCACAACAAUGGGAACUUUGCCAACUAUUGUCAAAUUUAUAGCCUUAGCUUAAAAAUAUGUAUUUAAUAUGGGCCGAUAGGAUGGUUUAGUAGGUAAAGGCACUUCACUGCCAAGCCUGAUGA
Molecule: messenger RNA, 5695 nt
Organism: Peromyscus leucopus (white-footed mouse)
Lineage: Eukaryota; Metazoa; Chordata; Mammalia; Rodentia; Cricetidae
Gene: Htr2b
Product: 5-hydroxytryptamine receptor 2B
Exons: 4
Coding region: 936-2360 (474 amino acids)
Biological process (GO): vasoconstriction; regulation of behavior; chemical synaptic transmission
Cellular component (GO): dendrite; plasma membrane
Molecular function (GO): neurotransmitter receptor activity; G protein-coupled serotonin receptor activity
Source: RefSeq, a predicted model, not a curated record